AUGACGCCUACGUCGGGGGUGAAGCGCCACUGCGCCAGCUCCUCAAACAGCACGCUGGACGUGCGCGCCCUCGGCGAGGAGUACUUCGAUAACCACGAUCGGGACCGCGUGUACCAGGAGAUAUACGGAUACCUAUAUGCCAACUGCAACCCGCACAAGGCCAACCAGCUGAUCAUCGAGUAUACAGGUAACACCGGACUCUGCACCACCAAGUGGCUGGAGGAGACCAUCGCCUUCAAGUGUUACGAUUGCGAGUCGGACAGCACGUGCGCAAUAUGCGUCAGCUGCUUCUUCAGGUCGAACCACGAUGGGCACAAGUACAGGCUGACGAGGACGUCGGGGGGCUGCUGCGACUGCGGCGACAACGGUUCGUGGGACCCCAGCGGAUCCUGCUCCAAGCACAACUCGCCGCUCACCAUGGCGGACGAAUGCCGGCUGCUGGAUCUCUUCAGCCCCGAGUUUUUGGCGCGUCUGAGAGACACGCUGCGGCAGAUAUGCGCGGCCAUCACUGCCUACAUGCGGAACCUCGACCCUGUUGAGGAGUCGUUCUUCUUGCUGCUUCUGACGUUACUGGACGACCUGCUCAAGGUCACGCCUGCGUUUAGGUACGCGUUUUACGAGGUGAUGCUGGAGGAGGACCUCACGGUCUGGGUCAGGAAGCACCAGCUGCUCUCCUCGGAUGUGCGCAAAACGUUGAACUCGCUAUACCUGACCAUGGUCACGUCGAUGGCGUUCAAGGUGCUAUUUUCGAAAGUAUACGUGCAGCAUUACGGGGAUAUUGUGGAGCCGUACAGGGAACCGGAAGAAUGGCACCUCAGCCACCUUUCCGUGCAGCUGUUCACAUACUCGCACAUUGCCACCCGAGAGGUGAACAAUGGAUUCCUCGAGGUAUGCGUGCAGUGCCUGCUGGACCACCACCUGCGUGAUGGGCGCCUGGACACGCUGCAAUUCCCGCGAUUUGACCGACGGCUAUUCAGCUUCUAUCUGCUCGUCCUGAGCGACUUCACGUAUCUGAUGAACCAUGAUGUCGUUGUGAAGCAGGUGCUGAAGACGCCCAGUCUUUACGCCACGCUGUUCAAACUGCUCAGCUGCAUGCAAAUGAUGAACACAAUCCAACAUGCAAAAGAUCAGCACGUCCCUUUUGAGAACUCCGGGUACGUCAUCGCCUUCACCAGCGAGCACACCCUCCACACGGCGCUGCGCCCGUUCUCGGAGAACUGCAAGUCAGACCUAACGGCCGCCAUUCCGUUCUAUAAGGAAGUCAACAAGUGCAUGAAGGAUAAUUUGAAGAUGUGGGAAUUUAAAAGCUUGAAAUUAUGUAGGACCUUCCAUAUCCCCUUCAUCAGGUUCUUCGCCAGCAUCGUCAACUUCAACCACAUUCGCCAGUUGCACGCAUCGUCCCUGGCUGCUGACGUGAUCAGAGGGGACCCUCUGGUUAACGCGUUCGACGACGAGGUGCUGCUGUACGUGAUCAGGACCACGGUGUCAACGCUGCGCUUCGCCCAGGAGGUCAAGACCAACCUGUGGGUGUACAACGGGGAGUCGAUGCACGACCAGCAUGACCACUAUCGGCAGGUGAUAUUGGUCCAGCUGGACUUGGUGGCAGUGCAGGCUGCGGUGGCGCUGCUAGGUCUGCGGCGCCGUGCCGGCAUCACGGACGUUGAUCCGCUGCUCGUGCUGCACAAAGAGGCCUUCAGGAGAAACAUUAUUUGUCGUAAUGGUAGUUUAGUGCGCAUGCAGUGUACUCCGGGUGAUGGCGUCUUCCGUGCCACCUUCUUCAUGCACCUGAUUAACGUGGUGCUGCACGACGUGAAGCACCUGGAGAAGCUCUCGGUGCCGCGAAACAACAAGGACCCCGAGUACGUGCGGCGCGGAUACCCGCUAGUAGUGAUGGACGUGGCGUCGGCACUAUCCAUGGGGCGGAGCGAGUUCGGGGACAUCACGGGCAUGGUCGACUCGUACUGGCGCCACCACCCGCAGAUCGCCGACGCGGUGGAGAGCUUGGCCACCGUCAACUAUUCGCAGCUGACCGACAAGGCGUACAUGCGCCCCAAGAGCGAGUCAUACCGCCUGGUCGACGUUAUUUGGAACCCGUACAGCAACGCCUCCGAGAUCUCGAUCCCGCAAGAGGUGCUCAAGCGCGGUACCGCCGGUAUGCUGGGCCCGCCGCGCAGCUCCGCCUUCAUGCAGCCCGAAUACUACGAGGCGCAGGAUGCGAUACUGAACAGCCUGGGGUCAAAGGAGUGCUUCAACGUGGCCUGGCAGUUCAUGGAGGGGCUGUCAAAUCUGUCAUCUCAUUCAAGAUAUAAGGAAAUGGAAGUAGAUGGCGAAACUACGUUCCACAACGCCUCCGAUGAUAGAGAGUGCUACUUCGACGUGGUCGGUGAGCCGAGGCAAUACUACCGCAGCCGCAUCAACUGGUGGGGGCCCGUAGGCACCAAGUGGAACGAGGCCGUCCUGUGUGCGCUCAAGACUUUUUGCCUGCUGAUGGAGACAUCGCAGCACAUCAACGAGGAGAACGCGCCGAGGUUAGUAGAGAUAAUCGAGGCAGUAUCGGUGCGAAUGGGCGACGACCAGAUCAUCCAUGCGGCGCUGAAACAUGUGGCCCAGAAGCUGCGUGAUACAUUCAAGGUGCACCAAAAGGAGUCCAGUUCCGUAUCGCACGAGGACCGGGCUGAAGCGGUGAAGAAGCUCCAAAUGAAGUUCAUGGCGAGGAUGGUAGCGCAGCAGAAGAAGGUGCCACUGGGCGGCGUCGCAGAAAAACUGGAUGUGCCUUUAGAGGAAGGCACCAGCACGUUGUCUUCGAAGGGUGAAGCCAGGGACAAAAGUAUUGAGGAAGAGACUUGUAUUCUGUGCAAGCAGGGCAUGGACGAAUGGCGCCCCAUGAGCUUCAUGUGCCUGAUAUCAACUAAUAGCGUGUUGCGCCGCUGCAGCCAGUCGGCCACCGGUCCAUCCGUGUAUGCCCGCGCCUCUCUCCCGCUGCGCUCGUCGAUGAUAAGCUGUUGUGGCCACCUAGUCCACACGCAGUGCAUGACGGAGCACCAAAUGAGGGAGGCGUCUGGCCAGCUCAUGCCGCUUUAUGGCAUCCAGCGCUCAACCAACGAGUUCUUCUGCCCGAUAUGCAAGUCGCUGUGCAACUACAUGCUCGAGUACAUCCCGGAAAGCAAGAAGUUGAGGAAGGGAAAGCUGGGUAAGAAGACCAAACUGAACACGCUUUGUAUGGCCACGUGGCGCUAUGCCUUCUGCGCCAAUUGGCUGCCCUCGCCCGUUCACGCGCGGUUCAACAUAAACCCGCACGUGAUGUACACCUUCAACGUGGUGCUGCCGCACAACGACGUACAGGCUGCGCCUAUCCAGGGCCGCAGCUUCCUGGAGGAUCUGGGCGUGGCGGACACGCAGAGCUACGAAAUGUGCUGCACCAAGUGCAUCGAGGCUGAUGUCUCCGUGGAGUACCGGAAGAAGUGCAAAACUCUGAGCUAUCGCAGGAAAUUUAAGCCGCCUGAGUUCGACCGUUCCGGCGUCAUCCGCCAACUGGAGCAGUGGCUGUCGUGCAGGCCCUCCAAGAGGCGGCAGCUAGGGCGGCUUUUCGACGUUGACCCCGACUACACCUACCCGCACGCCAUGACAGGGGAAUACUGCAGAGGUGUGUUCUCGGGCCAGCGUUGCCUCUACGGGGUGCAGAAUUGGCGCCACGUCGAUGCCGGGAUGCUGGUGGAUCCCAAAUUUUGGGUCCUGUACCACCACAUCCUGGCGACGUCCACGUGCCGCCGCAACCAGCUGACCGUGAAGCCGUCACUGCUGCAGCACCUGGUUAGCAACUUCUACGGCGUCGAAAGGCAGGAUUACCCCGUUGAUGAAUGUGGCGUUCCCUGCCAAUUGGAUGACAACUUCUUUGACAUGGCAGUGGAGGACUUGGCAGUACCGUUUCCACUGCGGUCUUCCAUGGAACCUGUGACGAUGACAACGACGCUUGUCGAGGCUCUUACUGACGACCAGGUACGCCAACUUGCUUCCGCACUCAAUUUCGAGCUUGUCGAAGAGGAGCCCAACCUUGACAAUUACAACGUCGAGAGUAAUGGGGGCAAACUUAAUUUGAACGUCACAUCCCCGUGGUCGAAGGAUGUAUUUCGGUAUUUCCUCAUGUUCUUCACGCACCGGGCCCCUACCCUGGAUCAAUGUUUGAAGCACCUGGCAAACUGCGUAGGGAUGCUAUCGCUGCAGGUGUUGGAACGCUUUGUGCUGGACGAUAUUAAGCGUUCCUUUGCCACGUUUGUGGACGUGGCAGCCGGUGUUGGCGGUAAUGGCGCUAAUGUGAGGGGACCAGGUGACUCACCUGACGCAACAAUGGUUGACAACACGGCAGCGGAGGCGCAAUCCGCCUCUAAAUACGGCAAGCUCCGGUUCAAGCGGCAGUUCCUCACCGCAUUGUAUGAGACCUAUGUGAAGCAACACGUGGAAAGUGCGGACAUGCCGGCCAACCUGAUAGAGCGAGUGAAGUGGUAUGGGCUUAAUGAACACGAAGCGGACUUCAGGUAUUACAACUACACCGGUCAGCUUUGUAUGGCUAGUGAUAUGGGCUCAUCGGGUGACGUGGCAUCUGCCGCGGGACUGGAAAAUGCCGAUGUUGCGGAAGACUCCUCUGUGAAAUCAGACCUGAUGGACGUUGAUCAACAAGCUGGUGAUGUGUCAAGUCACCCAACCACAGCUAAAGGUGGCGAUAUGGUGGUAGAUAACGCUGGUAGAAUGCACCGUAUCCCCUAUGCAACUGUUGAACAGAUAGGCCUCGACGCUCACACUGAUCUGGCACUAAAGCUGCAGAGUGUACACCGUCGCACCGUGGCCAUGCUCACCUACCCAAUCCCGGAACAACCCGACGGCGAGAUGGGGGCGCAAGUCAGGAAUUACCUGCACGCGGUAAUAGCCAACCUGCUGAAGGUGCGCACGGUUCACUCCCUUAUGGACAGCGGUGUGGACAGCACCGAAUUUGGGCUGCUACUCGAUGUGCUUCGGGAUGAUACCAAUGACUGCGAGGUGUCGCCUAGAGGGGAGUGCGACAUUGCGGAUAAGUUGUUCGCCGAGGGGGCCACCCGCAACGCCACCGAGGACAGCCCAGUGGAGCCCGAACGCCACUACCUGGGCACGGACUUCCUCCGACGCGUCAACGAGGAAAUGUACCGUGCGCACAGCAACUUUGCGUUUUUCGAGGUGUUGCGCCACCUGGUACCGGCGGAGUACCACUUGCUGGACUUUGUGGAUGUGGACGCACACAAGGAGUUGACCGAAAGCUCCACGCUAGACGAUCUUGUGCCCAUCAUCCGCAGUAUAGCGCAACGGGUAUACGCCCACGUGCGCGAGCGAGGGUACCUCCACCGCGACUUCGAGCCUGACAUGGAUGCCUUUGUCACCGGCCUCCUCAUGCACUUGAACCGGUUGUUGGACAUGUCAUUCUGGACUAUGUUCAGCGUUUUCGACGUGGACGAAGACGUGAAGACUAAGGUGUCCUACGCCCACCUGCACCCGCACGAAGUCAGGUUCGGGCUGCUGGCCGAGGUCAUUGACAUCAACAAGCACCUUCAACCUGUGCGGCAAAUCUGCGAGUACAUGUUCCAAAACAACGCGCGGAGGAAGCUGCAAUACGUGCGUGCGACGGGGCACGAGUCUGCCGCGCCACUGAUCACUGGGUACGACUAUAUCGACAUGGAGCGCAACCUGCCCAUGGGCGCCUGGGACCUGUUGCGGCAAACCACCUUCAGGGCGUGCCCGACGUGCGGCAGGACGCCGCCUAACCCGCUAGUGUGCGUGUUGUGCGGCUCGGUGGUGUGCCACCAUAGCAUCUGCUGCGACCGCAACAAGGGAGUGCGGGUGCUGCGCAUGCUCACCUCGCUGGAGCGCAGCCAUGUCGCGUUCCGCCCGACGGACCUGACGCACAUCUACAACGACGAGGUGCUGACGCACGCCAACACCUGCGGCGGAGGGCAGUGCGUUUUCAUUUCGCCGUUCAACUGCUUCCUGCUCUACCUCGACGAGCGGCGGCACUGCACGUCGCAGACGCUGUACUCCGACAAAUUCGGCAACAGGGACCUGCACGAGAGCGUGUACGGGCCGGUGGUGCUGUCGCGGACGCGCCUGGCCAACGUCGUUAACUCCUUCUGCCAGGGAAGGCUCGCGCACGAAAUCAUAAACAUCCAAAAGGAGGCAUCUCGGUGA
Babesia bigemina is the source of this 6207-nucleotide messenger RNA. RefSeq names its product zinc finger in N-recognin family protein, putative. NCBI's taxonomy places the organism in Eukaryota, Apicomplexa, Aconoidasida, Piroplasmida, Babesiidae. The record is from RefSeq and is a predicted model, not a curated record. Bases 1 to 6207 code for a protein of 2068 amino acids. Gene Ontology annotation, molecular function: ubiquitin protein ligase activity; zinc ion binding. Gene Ontology annotation, biological process: ubiquitin-dependent protein catabolic process via the N-end rule pathway; protein ubiquitination. Gene Ontology annotation, cellular component: cytoplasm; ubiquitin ligase complex. The transcript is spliced from 5 exons.